AUGGGCUCGACCGCCGAGGACGUGGCCGCGGUGGCGGACGAGGAGGCGUGCAUGUACGCGAUGCAGCUGGCGUCGUCGUCGAUCCUGCCCAUGACGCUGAAGAACGCGCUGGAGCUGGGCCUGCUGGAGGUGCUGCAGGCGGAGGCGCCCGAGGGGAAGGCGCUGGCGCCCGAGGAGGUGGUGGCGCGGCUGCCCGUGCCGCCUACCAACCCCGGCGCGGCGGACAUGGUGGACCGCAUGCUCCGCCUCCUCGCCUCGUACGACGUCGUCAAGUGCCAGAUGGAGGACAAGGACGGCAAGUACGAGCGCCGGUACUCCGCGGCCCCCGUCGGCAAGUGGCUCACCCCCAACGAGGACGGCGUCUCCAUGGCCGCGCUCGCGCUCAUGAACCAGGACAAGGUCCUCAUGGAGAGCUGGUACUACCUCAAGGACGCGGUGCUUGACGGCGGCAUCCCGUUCAACAAGGCGUACGGGAUGACGGCGUUCGAGUACCACGGCACGGACCCGCGCUUCAACCGCGUGUUCAACGAGGGCAUGAAGAACCACUCGAUCAUCAUCACCAAGAAGCUCCUCGAGUUCUACACGGGCUUCGAGGGCGUCUCCACGCUCGUCGACGUGGGCGGCGGCAUCGGCGCCACCCUGCACGCCAUCACCUCGCACCACCCUCAGAUCAGGGGCGUCAACUUCGACCUCCCCCACGUGAUCUCCGAGGCGCCGCCGUUCCCCAGCGUGCAGCACGUCGGCGGGGACAUGUUCAAGUCGGUUCCCACCGGCGACGCCAUCCUCAUGAAGUGGAUCCUCCACGACUGGAGCGACGCGCACUGCGCCACGCUGCUCAAGAACUGCUACGACGCGCUGCCGGAGAACGGCAAGGUGAUCGUCGUCGAGUGCGUGCUGCCGGUGAACACCGAGGCCGUCCCGAAGGCGCAGGGUGUGUUCCACGUCGACAUGAUCAUGCUCGCGCAUAACCCGGGCGGCAGGGAGCGGUACGAGCGGGAGUUCCGCGACCUCGCUAAGGGCGCUGGGUUCUCCGGGUUCAAGGCCACCUACAUCUACGCCAACGCCUGGGCCAUCGAGUUCAUCAAGUAA
Miscanthus lutarioriparius is the source of this 1089-nucleotide messenger RNA. The record is from the annotation of a GenBank genome assembly. Lineage: Eukaryota; Viridiplantae; Streptophyta; Magnoliopsida; Poales; Poaceae.